Rhipicephalus microplus (southern cattle tick) is the source of this 1266-nucleotide messenger RNA. RefSeq names its product methionine adenosyltransferase 2 subunit beta. Gene Ontology annotation, cellular component: methionine adenosyltransferase complex. Gene Ontology annotation, molecular function: methionine adenosyltransferase regulator activity. Gene Ontology annotation, biological process: S-adenosylmethionine biosynthetic process. The record is from RefSeq and is a predicted model, not a curated record. Lineage: Eukaryota; Metazoa; Arthropoda; Arachnida; Ixodida; Ixodidae.
AGAAAGCCAGCAGAAUAACCGGAAACACGCACGGUGUUAAAGCGCGCGCUAGAGCAUUCCGUUCCUCAGUCGUGCAUAAGUUAACGGUUCCACCGAGCCAUCCUACACAGAAGACCACGCGCCAGGAAAUACGAUACGACACGUCGCGAAUACUACAGUUUCGCGAUCUGCUGGCACUGCAGGAUGAAGACCGUGCUCAUCACUGGAGCCUCUGGUUUGCUAGGGAGGUCCCUGGUUAAAGCAUUUCAGGGCGCCUCUUGGAACGUCACCGGUCUCGCUCACAGCAGGGCUUCGGGGGACUUGCUUAACGUGGACCUUACUGACCGCCAGCAAACAGAAAAAAUCGUGAAGGAAAGAAAGCCAAACGUCAUCGUGCAUUCAGCUGCUCAGCGGUUUCCUGACAAGGUUGAGAAAGAUUACGACGCCAGCUACGCGCUUAACGUCACUGCAUCCAAAGAUCUAGCAGUUGUAGCCGAUUCCGUGGGAGCCGUGUUCAUCUUCAUAAGCACAGAUUAUGUGUUUGAUGGACGGAACCCGCCCUACUCCGAGGACGCGAAGCCCAACCCUUUGAACAAGUACGGCACGACUAAAGCAGAGGCCGAGAAAGCAGUGCUCACUGCGAAAUCAGACUCAAUUGUGCUGCGCGUGCCCGUGCUGUACGGUGGGGAGGAGUACGCGUCGGAGAGUGCCGUGUCCGUCUUGUGCCAGCUGCUGAACGACCGCUCGAAGCACGUGAAGGCGUCGGAUUUCGAGAUCCGCUACCCUUCUCACACGGAGGACAUUGCGUACAUCGUUGUCCAGCUCGCCGAGCGUCGAUUACAGGAGCGUAGCGUGAGCGGCGUGUACCAAUGGUGCGGCCUAGAGCCUCUGACCAAGUACGGCAUGGUGCGCGCCAUCGGCCAGGCUCAUGGGCUCAACACCGACCACGUGUCUCCGGAUCCUGAGCCCAGCAGCGGGGCCCCGAGGCCCCGAGACUGCCGGCUCGAGCACACCAGGCUGGAGAAGCUCGGCAUCGCCCGCCACACGCCUUUCGCCGAGGGUGUCGCUGGCUUCGCAAAGUUCCUGCAGCCCGUCAGCGCCGCCGAGCAGCACGCCGUGUAACGAAUUCGAUCGCCGCCAUGUUUUUCUUUCACUCGUGCGACAUCGGUGUUUCGAUGGUCACGUUGGUGAGAUAGCAGGGAUUAUACUAUAGAGAGCUUCUAAUGCAGGGGUCGACGAUAUGCACAAGACUGAAUUAUAAAACACACCAAAGGCGCUGUGUGUUGA